CUUAAUCCCCACCUCUCCUUUGCCUCGCAACAGAGCCGACAGGACGGGAACAGCAUCAUGGCACAACUCAAGGACCUGCCUGUGGAGAUCCGAACCGAAAUAUGGGCCGAGGCCUUGGCCAAUGCAGACACGGACGGCAUGGAAGUCGUGUACUACUUCGACCCGGAGGACUUUGGGAUGGAGAGACAGAGUGACGGCCGCUACGUGCACGUCGAAUCCGACUGGGAAUCUGAACCCGAGGUUGUGCUCGCCUUCCCGGCCAUCAUGCAUGUGUGCCACGAGUCUCGCGAGUACGCCAAAAAGCGCCUAUCAUUCAGGGAGGACACGGUCAUGGGCAUCGAGAUCCCGUGCCGCCCUUACCGGCCAGAGACGGAUGCCUUCUUCAUACAUACCCGCCACCACAAUCACUUCCUCACGGUCUUGACGAAGGCCCAGGACGAUGAGGACAAGGGAAAGCUCCAGGAGGGCGAGAAGGCCUUCCACCGAGGGAUAUCGCGCCUUGGUAUCAGCUCACCAAUGCUCUUGGGGUCCGACAUUGGGGACGUGCUCGCCUCAUUCGUCCCUGAGAUGACGGCACUGCGGCAUCUGUGCUUCGUCUUUGGCAACAUCUACGACCUCGACGUGACCAGGCCGCUGAGGAUGUACGAGUGGUGGCUCGAGGACGAGACAGAGGUGAUCCAUGGGGUGCCGGGUACCAAGGUCCACGUGCAGGGAACACUGGACAGGAUCAGGCGGGAAGUGGCUUCCUGGGAGGUCUCUGAUGAAAGCACCGCCCCGUGGGAUGAAGAGAAUGGCGAGUGGCUCUUCGUGGUUGAGGCGGGGGAGAUAUCACAGGUCAAGGGUUGGGCCUCACUCUAG
Molecule: messenger RNA, 858 nt
Organism: Diaporthe batatas
Lineage: Eukaryota; Fungi; Ascomycota; Sordariomycetes; Diaporthales; Diaporthaceae
Exons: 1
Coding region: 58-858 (266 amino acids)
Source: RefSeq, a predicted model, not a curated record